UCUAUAGCCACCUAUGUAGUACAUUAUUCAUGAGAAUGCGCAACUGAUGAACUUCUGUGACAGGACCAGAAGAUGACGUGUCCACGUGACAAGAGAGGGCGGGUCGUGAGAAAAGUAUUUAUUCAGAACUCACUGCCAUCUCCUGUAGGACUCAAGACCUUCUUACAGACAAUCAAGAGCCAUCUCUACUCACAUGUUCACCAGUUCGAGUUACAGCCAGAAAGUUAUAACUGUUUGGAAAAGUAAACCUGGUAUUUUAAUCAGUCAAAGACUUCCAGAGUCAUGUUCCAAACACCGAAGCUGUGGCUGUGGAUAGCAGUCUUAUCCUGUCACCUCAUCCACCGGGUUGCGUCAAGGACUCAGCCUCAUGUGAUCAUGAUCAUGAUUGAUGAUCAGGGUUACAACGAGCGCAGCUCACGCAACCCCGAGUUUCGGACACCCGUCAUGGACAGACUGGAAUCCCAGAGCGUGCGUCUGACCCGGAUGUACAUGCAGCCAUCUUGCAGCAUGUCACGGGCGGCCUGGAUGACCGGACGCUACCCUCACACGAUGGGCAUCGAGCAGCCCUUUCAAGGGUAUGAUAACAGGUCUAUACCUGUGGAUAUCAAGCUACUUCCACAGUACCUUAAGGAUGCGGGGUACCAGACAUAUAUGAUUGGCAAGUGGCAUUCAGGUAUGUGUAGCUGGAGCAUGGCGCCAACCAGACGAGGUUUUGAUGCUUUCUCGGGCUGUCUCUUUGGCAACGGCGAUCAUUUCUUCCAAUUUAAGGGUAAUCCGUACGAUUUUUGGACGAACGAAACAUUGGAUCGUUCAGUGAGUGGACAAUACGACACCGAGGUUCUAACACAACGAACUAUCGACGUCAUCAAGGAACACAGGACGAGCAGGACGACUCAACCUUUUUUUAUUAACCUGGCCUACAAGGCCAUACACGUCCCCAUAACGGUGCCGGAGUACUACAGCAAGAGAUGUUCCCACAUCAACGACACCCUGCUCAGAGAUCGCUGUGGCACCAUGGCUGGGGUGGACGAUGGCAUCAAGAACAUCACCGACACCUUGGAACAACUUGGCUACAUGGACAAGCCACUGCUGUUGAUGGUGACGAGCGACAACGGCGGCGACUCACCCUAUGGAGCAAGCAACUGGCCGCUGAGAGGAAAGAAAUCCACGGUUUUUGAGGGAGGCACCUUGGUCCCGGCCUUCAUGUACAGCAGAGUUCUGUUCCCUGAUGCUCCGCGGGAUUACAACGGUCUGCUUCACGUCACAGACUUACCUGUCACCAUCAUCAACCUGGCAAACAACUCAACCACACCAGUGGUCAUCCCCAACGUAGAUGGCAAAAAUCAAUGGCUAGCAAUAAAGCAGAACGGGUCGAGCAAAAGGGACAAGAUGGUGUAUCAGAUGUGGCUGGAUGUAGGAGCUGUAAGAGUUGGCCAGUUCAAGCUCGUCUACCAUAAAAGAGGUCCGUGUUCCGGGUGGCAAAAUCCUCUUUCAGCGUUUAACACAACUCUCCCCGAAAACGUGACGAUUGCAAAGGGUAUAUGCUGUUCGACUUGA
Pomacea canaliculata is the source of this 1557-nucleotide messenger RNA. Its product is annotated as arylsulfatase I-like. The record is from RefSeq and is a predicted model, not a curated record. Lineage: Eukaryota; Metazoa; Mollusca; Gastropoda; Architaenioglossa; Ampullariidae. The transcript is spliced from 8 exons. Bases 283 to 1557 code for a protein of 424 amino acids.